UUAUUCUGUUACUGCUCAGCUACUUGUGCUGUCAAAAUAACAUCUCAGUUUUGCACUGUCUUGUGUAAUGGGAUGUAGGCCAAUUGCUGUUGCUUCAUUAUUCUGAUUAAGGGUGUCUUUUAUGCAUUGUUGCAGAACCACUGCAGUUUAUAAUAGUGUAAUACAUCUGUGAUUUAAUGUCAGUGGUGAUGACAUGGGGUGUGAUUUGUCUACUCAUGUACAGUUGCUGAUCACAAAUUAAAAUGUCAGUGUCCUCCAAGAGGUUGUAUAAUGUAGCAGUGUUAUGUCCUGUCCUUACUCGUGGAGUCUGGCACUUCUUUAAAGUUCAUUUCCUUUGCCGACUGCCAGAGUGGUUAUUUAAUUUACGACAGAGAAGAUCUAAUCAUUCUGCUCUCUGAUAUCUUCUGCUUACUCUGUCAAAAAUGAGAGCUUGACAUUAGUUCGCCCGAGAGUGCUGUUUUACAUCAUUGUGCAGUUGCCCUACAUUUUCCAAAGGGUGAAUAAUUACAUUUCAGACCCUUGUUUCCUGAGAAACGCAGGCUCCUUGACUCGGUGCAAUUAUCGAGUAUUGUAAGGGAUAAUUUUGUUGUCUGGGUGCUAUGUUUCCAUCACAAUGAAGAGCCAUUAAAGUGAUUUAACGUUCUUCAAUGAAUCCCAGACAGUUUUGUUUUGAUGCUCAAGAGUCAAGACUAUUACAUUCGUGAUGCUGUACUACUCCAUUUGUUCUCAUUUCAAGUUUAGAAUGAUGACGGCUCAAUGGUUGGACACAGUUCACUGGUCACGAUGGCAACACCCAUCCGUAGCACGCGCUCCAGCAGGUGUAUCUCACUGAUCAUCCCUAAAGCCAACACCUCAUUUGGCCGCCUUUCGUUCCAGUACUCUGCUGCCUGUGACUGGAACGAAUUGCAAAAAUCGCUGAAGUUGGAGACUUUUAUCUCCCUCACCAACUUCAAACAUCAGCUAUCCGAGCAGCUAACCGAUCGCUGCAGCUGUACAUAGUCUAUAGGGAGGAGUGCCUGCCUUAAAUUCCAUACUACUCCCAUGAAGCUGACAGGAACCAUCAUACCACUGUGGGGACAGACACUUUUAAGCCGGCACCCUGCGGCAGACGGCCAUGCCAAGGUUGUUUUUGUGAGUAGCAACGAAUGUCCCAUGUUGCAUUAGUGUCUGUGUGAAAUGCUGGCCUGCCUGCCAGGGCCAGGUGACCUCUCCCUCCAGCUUCUUUCCCACACGCAGAUGAACACUGGACUUCAGAAAUGGGACACUACACAGAGGAUGAGAUCCGCUCAGUAUCCAACCCCUGCGGAAUUGGAUGCUUAUGCUAAGAAGAUUGCCAACAACCCCCUGACCAUCAAGAUCUUCCCCAACAGUGUCAAGGUCCCCCAGAGGAACCACGUGCGCCGCACAGUCAACGGGCUGGAUACUUCAGGCCAGCGCUACAGCCCCUACCCCCCCUCUCAGGCCAACGCCAAGGCCGGCCUCCUUGCCAUCGUCAAGGUGCCUGUCGUCAAGGGCAUCCUCAAAGACUUUGACGGCAGCCGGUCGCGCCUGCACCCCUCUGGGGUCAUCAUGAACCCCCCUGGUCCUCGGGGGCCCUUUACAGCAGCGGUGUCGGCCAGCACUUUAAACCUUCACCAACCCCCUUCCCAAGGCCAGGGCGGGUCCCAGUCUCAGCAGAGCCUGAACCCUCAACUUGCGAGCCAGACUCACCCACAGACUCUACAACAGACCCUACAACAGACCCACCCCCAGCAGCAGCAGGGCCUCAGACACCCACCCUGCAUGCCUCAACAGCAGCACCCGCAACAGGGGCUGCCCAGGCCCCAGACACUGUCCCACCCCCAAGCACUGGGCCAUCCCCAGCCUCCUUCUGGUCUCACCCUCUUGCUCCAACAGCAGCAGCAACAGCACCUUCAGCAGCAGGGGCAGCCACCUCGUGGACUGCAGGGUGGCCGGAAGCUGCCCGAUGCCGACGCACCGCCUAACGUUACAGUCUCUACCUCAACCAUUCCGCUCACCAUGGCUGCUGGCCUGAACCAGAGUCGCCAGCCAGACCUGAGCAGCAUCGUGCACCAGAUCAACCAGUUCUGCCAAGCCCGGGCCCAGGGGGCUGGAGCCACCUCCAUGUGUGAGGGCCAGAUUGCCAACCCCAGCCCCAUCAGCCGCAACCUCUUCAACAAUGCCUGCUCCAGGGUGUCCAUGCACAGCAACCCGCACACCAACGCCUGCCCCCCCGGCCUGCCCCCACACCCCAACUGCAUCAUGUGUCCUGCAGACAAGGCUGCUGUCCCCGCUAACCCCCAAAACAACAUGGCUGCCAUGAACAGGAUGCAUGUUUACCACAAUGAUCUCAAACAGCAGCAACACCAACAUAAUUUACAACAGCAGCACCAACAGCAUUUACAACAGCAACACCAACAGCAUUUACAACAGCAGCAGCAUCAACAACAACAACAUAAUCACCAACAGCAGCAGCAGAUGCGCUGGAACCAACAGCAGUUGGCUUAUCUACAGCACAUGCAGCAGGAGAGUGGGGGCCACCCCUGCAAGCAUCCUUCUCGAAUGGGCUACCCCCCGGAGCUGUGUGGGGGCCAUUCAUACAGCCUGAAGCCUCCUAUAGAGAAGCCCACCCCCUCUCCUCCCAUCAACAACAACGGCAUGCCUGGGGGUCCACUGGCCCACUACACCAAUGGUGGCCACUACUUCCAGCCACACACUGUGUGGAACAGCAGCAUCCUGCCCACGCCCAACAGCGACAGCUCUGGGUCUCAGGACCUGGCCAUGCCGUUCCAUGGGGGCACCACCACGCUAGACUGCGGCGGGCCCCCUGGGGGAGGCCAUUACAGGCCCGGGGGCGGCGGCUCCACCUCCUCUUCCUCCUCCUCCAGCCAGACUAGUCUGAUGAAAACAGCAGAUUACUUGGGCGGGGACUUUCAGACGCCCUGCUUCCGAGAUCAGAAUCUUGGGCUGAUAGGCAAGAUGCAUAGGCCACCAAUGAACAGGGUGGGGCCCGAGGUUGGCCCAGGGGACGGCAGAACCACUCAGAUCCAGCACCCAGGGUACAGAUAAGAUAAGCUAUGGCCGGCAUUGUCUAUACAGCCGUUAUCAAAAACAAGAACCUUCUUCUUUUAGUCUUAAGAAUGGAAAAACAUGAAAUACAAUUAAAUUAAGUAAAAAUGAACACUGACAUUAAAAAAGGACAGAUAUAUUUAAUAAAGAGCAGUGUUUUCUUUUUUUGUAGUCAAUCUUGCAAGUGAUCAAUUGAUUUUGUAAAUGAGUGCUUUCAGUAGGCACCCUCUAGGGAACGUUUCUUAUGUAUGUGAUUGUCGUCAUUCCCUACCUUUUUUCCCAUCCUACCUGUCUGUCAGUGUGCCUGGAUCUGAGGAUACAGAGUUAUUUUUACUUCAGAUCUGUCCUAAGAGUUUUUUUCUUUUAAGCAUAAAAGAUGUCUCCUGCAGACGAUGAAUGAAAAUGCACUGAUCGUUGGAGGAAAGAAAACACAUUCUCAUAAGGAUCUUGAUGUUUUUGCAGGGUCGAGUGGGGAUUUCUCCGCUCCGACUAGUUUUAUUGGACAAGUGGCUAAUUUUCACUUAUUAUGUUUACAUGUGAUUCUCGUUGUGACAUCGAAAUUAAAAGCAUAUAUAUAUAUUUUCCUCUUGAGAGAUGAUUAGUGAAUGGUUCAGUGUGGAACUGUCAGUCACUGGACACUACAAAGUACAGACGGAGAGACUUGCCAUAUGCACAUGUACAAAGAGGCUUCUUUUUCUUUUAACGUAUUUAUUAUUUGUGUAAUAGGACUGUUUUAUGAAUCAGGUCACCCACUCUUCAAGGUUGAUUCCUGUCUAUCAUCGAAGUAUCUAAUCAGGUUGAUGUUUGUACAGAGUAUAGAUAUAUACUGUAUUGACAUCUAGAUCCUGCAGGGAGCAAUUUAAUGUGGGGACUGACUGGGGGAGCCAACCAACCGAUGCGCUCUUGCUCAAAAUGCUGCAAUGAAUUCAGGUGUCUGUUACAAUCCAUUUUGUCACCAUUGCCAAUUGAGGUUGGCAACAUGAUUGUGGAAUAACAUAUUUUUAUUUAAAUGGAGUGGGAAAAAAAUCAAAUCUGUUCAUUCUGUCUGAAUCCUGAAAUGGCCAAAGUCACAUAAUUGACAAGGAAAAACACCUUUUAAAAUAUGUGCCAUUUUAUGUUGGUUACAUUUUUUUCCUAUAAUUUUGGUAAACCCGAAAACUAUUACUUGAAUUGUUGAGAUGCAAAGUUCUGUUUGGCAGUUGUUUAGUGAAGGGAGGGGGCUAGUUCAGGACUACACCUUACUACUGGAGUGGAAGAAAUAUAAUUGUUACUAAUAUUAUAUUAGAAACUAACGAUGAACCAAAAGCAGAGUUUUGAUCCUGAGUUAUUUUUAAAUGUUUUAUUUAUCAUUAGGUUAAGUUAGGUCUAGUUGCUACUGAUUCUGAUAUGAAGUGUGCUUGAAGAGACCAAAUUGAUCACUUGCAAGAUCACUUGGAGUUAAACAAAGUUAAACAGCAAAUGCAUUGUUUAUUUUAUUGUACACUGGCUUACCUACUAUACUACUAACUUUAAAGUGUAGUGUGUGUGCGUGUCUGUGAGAAUGAUGCCUGCUGACGUGGGUUGAGUGUAAAUGUGUGUUUUGUAUGUGCUAGUGUGUGUCUGUAUGUGAGAGUGGGUGGACACUGACAUCCACAUUCUGUUCACCUCCCUCCCAAACAGCCCUUAAAAAGCCUUAAGUAUUUGGUCCUUGGACUUUCCUUUGAAAACAAGCAUGGUUAUAAUGAAAAUCAAAAAUUAUGAUUGGAAGGAUACAUACAGAGGAACCGCAAUUUCUGUUAAACAUUUUUUUAUACUGUUUUUGUUUAAUAGAAAAAGCAAUUCCUUAGAUUCUUUUUUUUUAUGAAAACAAGAAAUGGAGUAAUAUUUUGUAAUUAUAUUUUAAAUCUGUGUAGUUACUGGGUUGUAACAAAAAAAAUCAAAGUUUCAAAGCUUCACUUGUGACUAUUUAUAAUACUUGAUUUUCUUGUUAUUUAAAUAUUAUUUUUCCUCUUUGUUCCUUUUACUAUUGCUGUGAAAUGGAAGAAGGCCCAAUAAGCCUUUCUUUUACAUAUCACUCUGGCUGUACGACAGAUAAGACGCAAAAGCGUGAGAGUUGUGCUACUCUUUUUGUAAUAUUGUAAUAAUUAAAUAAAGUUCUAAUUUAUGCUUUGAAAUUUGUGUUCUAUGGAUGUCAUGUUCUUUUGAUGCCUGUUCUCCUAUUUGAUGAGCUGUACAGAACUUACAAAAAUAUGAGUAGGCCUAUUUGUAUGUAUAAGUUUACUACCCUUCAUUCGGUGAGAACAGAUGGAACAAAUUGGAAUCUUAUUAACCUUGUUUGUGUCCAGACCAUAUACCUGUCUGCUCACUGCCUAGCAGAUCUGCAUGGGUUACCCCCCCCAUUGAGGUUUAUAGUGUUACCCCCUGAUUGCUUGAAUGAUUUCCUUAGAUAAGACUGUAUUCCAUGUCUUUUUCCAUUUUAGUCCCUCAGAAUUCAUUUCAAUAGUAGGUUACUGUGUGAAAUAAAGAUUUACCUGCAUCAUCA
This is a messenger RNA of Oncorhynchus keta (chum salmon), 5590 nucleotides long. RefSeq names its product protein FAM222B. The transcript is spliced from 5 exons. Bases 1177 to 3069 code for a protein of 630 amino acids. Lineage: Eukaryota; Metazoa; Chordata; Actinopteri; Salmoniformes; Salmonidae. The record is from RefSeq and is a predicted model, not a curated record.